AAAUAGAAUAUGCAGCGACUACAUAUUAGUAUGAGAGUUUCUUUCUGGUUUUACUUUGUUCCGAUGGUGUUAUCAUAUAUGCGGAUUUGUUGUUAUAUGCUGAUAUGUUUACACCGAUUGCCUUUCAAAGAAAACGUUAAACAUGCACACAUUCCUCAACACACUAAAUAUUUCUAAUACCUACUUUCGGUAGAAUUACAGAAUUGAUUAUUCACGAGCAUCUGGAUUGAAUAAAACAAUGGUGCUUACAAUAAAAUAUUUCCAUGUUCAUAAUUAUCCCAUAAAAUCUUAAACCAAUAAGAACCAACACCCUGUACCAGUAACCAGACUCUCGAUCGUCAGUGUCUAAGUGUGUACCAGCUUACUUAUCUGCCUGUAAUACGUCGCUGUAGCAGGACGGCAUUGCAAUCAUCUGCGUAUUUUGUUUUGUCUGUAUUGUAAAUUUGCCUACUGUCAUAUUGUCACUAGUUUAUCUAUCCCGAAGGUAGCAAAUAUCAUAUGGGGGAUGAAGAUCAGGAGAAAAUGGUUGGAGAGACGGAGGAGUCUGCCCCGUUAGUGGCAGAGAAAAGGAUUGUUAGCAGUGAUGAUUUGAUAGAGGAGCUGGUUAGGAACCGGAGCUGGAAGUACACUGGCCUGGUCAUGUCUUUGAUGAUAGUGUGGCUGGGAGGACCUACCACUCUCUACCUUACUUCAUUUGCAGGUAUUGAUCCAAAAGAAACCAACACCUGGGUCUGCAAAUCUGAAAAAUGCCUGAACUUGACGACUGCUAAUUCCUCAAUACUUGAAGUGUUUCCUUGCAAAAUGAUCGAAAUCGUGGACGGCAAAGAAGAACUGGUUCUCGAAGCGGCUGACAUAGAAUGGAAGCUCAAUCACACCUCAUUUUCAGCGGAAUUUGAUUUGUACUGCGAUGUUGGAUCCCGAAAGGCCCAAAAAACCUUGUUAUCAUCUAUAUACUUUGCCGGGGCACUAACAGGGCUUAUAAUAGGUGGAUACUUGCUUGAUAAGAUAGGUCGAAAGAAGAGUGCGAUCAUUGGCAUCGUUAUAGGAGGAGGGGCUCUUUUAGCCGGGAUAUUCUGCCACAGCUAUUUUCUCCUACUUGCUAUGAGAUACUUUAUCGGAUUAGGUAACUACUUAACUUCAACAGCAAUGUACAUCCUAACCGUAGAGCUUGUGACAGCUAAACCGAGGAAUUUACUAAACGGCUGGACUGGGCUGAUGUGGGCACUUGGGUAUCCUAUUGCCGCUGCUGUUGGAUACUUCGUCACUGAUUGGAACUACAUGUUUCUGGCAGCUCUUAUUGUUUUCCUACUCUCCACAAUACAGGUUUUCGUCUGCAUAGAGUCCCCCAGAUUUUACCUGAUGAACAACGACGUGGCGGCAGCAAAGGCAGCCUUCCAAGCUCUGGCGGACCUAAGCAACUUUGACAUGGAACUUGAAAAGGUGGAGAUCUCUGACGAAUCGAAAGCAAAAGAGUUGGAACAGAGCACGAAGCAGCAGCUGAUAGAUCUGAUAAAGUAUCCUGCCCUCCGUUUAGAAACUGCCAUGCUCAUGAUGCUCUGGACGUUCGUGGCCAUGUUUUACUACGGGUUCAACUUUGGGUGGGAGGCGCUGGCUCCUGACAUGUACCUAGGAUACGUAAUGGGUGGAGUGGGGGAGAUCAUUGCGUACGCCCUGACUAUCCCUCUGAUAGCCUGGCUCGGAAGGAGGAGAGCCAUGGCUGUCAUGUUUGUAGGGGCCGCUCUGAGCUACCUUCUAGCUAUACCUGAUGUGCCGAUUCUGGGUGAAUAUUCGAUGGAGAACAUCAUGUGCUUGCUUGGGAUUGUGUUCGUGUCUGGAACCUUCUCUGGAGUGUAUAUGUGGACAACAGAGAUAGCACCGACCUCUCAUGUGGGCCUAGUGUUCUGCCUUUCAUCUGGUUCUGCCAGGAUCGGCUCCUUCAUCGGUCCUUAUAUCUUCAACAACUUGUAUCCUAAAACCCACAAAGCGGUGCCUCUAGGCCUUCUGGCUGUUAUCGCUGUUGUCUGUGUGCUGGGUUCCUUCCUGCUGGUGGAGACUGGAGAUAAGACGAUGGCGCUAACUCCUCAAGACAUAGAGGAACGGCGAAAGGGCUACAAGCACCAGAUCUAACGAUAAAGAAACUUAGGGAAUAGAGUUAUAAUUUUACUUAGACUGGAGAUAAGACUGGAUAUUUUACUUAUGGCUUAUGAAUGACGUGGUAUGUAGAACAUUCAAAUCAGUCGGAUCUUAUUGAAGUUUUGCUCCUUUAUUCUAUUCUAAAGAUGUUGCAUACAUGAUGAAAUGUGCAGCUUAAAUUUUAAAAUUAAUAAAUGAUUAUUCAAUGCAUCACGCCAUCACAUUGUAUUUACCUUAGUCGGUAAUAUUAUGGAUGUUAAAAAUAUGCACCGAUAUAAAUAUGGUUCUUUGGCCCGAAAAGAACCAAAUUUGACCCCCCACAAUUUUAA
Molecule: messenger RNA, 2462 nt
Organism: Bolinopsis microptera
Lineage: Eukaryota; Metazoa; Ctenophora; Tentaculata; Lobata; Bolinopsidae
Product: solute carrier family 22 member 15-like
Exons: 2
Coding region: 499-2127 (542 amino acids)
Biological process (GO): transmembrane transport
Cellular component (GO): membrane
Molecular function (GO): transmembrane transporter activity
Source: RefSeq, a predicted model, not a curated record